Molecule: messenger RNA, 1473 nt
Organism: Colletotrichum paranaense
Lineage: Eukaryota; Fungi; Ascomycota; Sordariomycetes; Glomerellales; Glomerellaceae
Product: major facilitator superfamily transporter
Exons: 7
Coding region: 1-1473 (490 amino acids)
Biological process (GO): transmembrane transport
Cellular component (GO): membrane
Molecular function (GO): transmembrane transporter activity
Source: RefSeq, a predicted model, not a curated record
AUGAAUUCUCCGACAGAUGAAAAGAUGGUGUGCACCACGUCGACGGACCGAUCCGUCGUGGCGUCCGAGGACAAGUUAGAGUGGGAUGUCGAUGAGGAACGUAUGGCUAAGAGGAAAAUCGACAUGACUGUGUUACCUCUCCUUGUCUUGGGUCUGCUCAUGUUCCAGCUCGACCGUAUGAACCUAGCUUCAGCACUUACAGCCGGCUUUGCGAGGGAUAUCAACGUCAGUCAGGAUACUAUCAAUCUGGGAAACCAGCUCAUGUUCAUGGGCACUGUUGUCUUGGAGAUUCCAUGUAACUUGCUGUUACAAAGGUUUGGCCCCCGAAAAUGGAUCUCCCUACAAGUCCUCCUCUUCGGCACCGUCGCCACGCUCCAAGUCCUCGUCAAGAACCGCGCCGGCUUCCUCGCCAUCCGCCUCAUGCUCGGCCUCGCUGAGGCGGGGUACAUUCCCGGAUCAAUGUACACCCUGUCGAACUGGUACCCGAAACACGAGCUGGCGAAGCGCAUUGCCGUCUUCAUGUUUGGGCAGUUUGGGGGCAACGCCCUGAGUCCACUGCUUGCUUCCGGGAUACUGAAGUUGGCCGGAAAGGGUGGGUUGACGGGUUGGCAGUGGCUUUUCCUAAUUGAGGGCCUGGCGACUCUGGUCGUUGCCAUGAUGCUCAUCUUCCUCCUCCCCGGAUCCCCCGACACGCCGAAACCCCUCGGAAGCCCAGGCCUGAUUCGAUUCUCGACGAGACAGCAGCAGAUCCUCCAACAAAGAAUGCAAAUCGAUGAGCCCGGAAAGAACGAUGGAGUAAAGGGUAUCGUAAUCCCCUGGGCCCUCGUCUGGAAGACAGUCAAGCACUACAAGAGAUGGCCACACUACGUAUCCACCUUUUGCGUCUUUUCGACGUGGUCGCCGCUCACAACAUAUACUCCUUCCAUCAUUAUGGCCCUCGGUUUCGACCGCAUCAGCGCCAACGCCCUGGCCGCGGUCGGCGCGUCUCUCGCCAUGGCCGUCGUCUUCGCCUUUGCCAUGCUGAGUGAUAGCUCGAAUAAGAGAGGAUCGACGGUGCUGUUGGGACAUGUGUGCUAUCUGACCAUACUGGUGGUGGCCCGGACAGUGCAUCCGCACGUCGGGAAGUGGUCGAGGUGGGGUUUGUGGACGGCCAUCAAUGCUUUUGCUGUCUGCUACCACCCGGCGCAUAAUACAUGGUUGCAGGUAAAUUGCCGUGACCCCAGAGAGCGCAGCAUUGGAAUUGCCAUGUGGGUGAUGUCUGCCAUCAGUGGUUUAAUGGUAGGAUCUCAAUACUUCAGGGGUAACGAUCUGCCUUUCUACGACAAGGGCCUCUUGACGAUGAUCAUUAUGGUCUCGAUCGGCAUGGCGUUUGCUUUAUUGCAGGAGGCCGUUUAUGUGUUGCAUAACAGGCGUGUGGCGCAAGACAAACACCGACCCGAAGACGGUUCUGAGCCGUAUAUUUACGUUCUUUGA